AUGGACUGGUCUCGCCUUAAAGGCCUUGGAGGUCCUGCUUCUCUGAAAACUUCCGACCCGCUGGCACUGGCUGGUCCAGACUCUUUCUAUGCUGUCUCCAAGAUAUGCGGCGAGGCCAUGGGCUACCUCUAUGCUCGCGUGCACAGAUCCUUCGAGUUCGUGGCACUUCGAAUAGGCUGGUGCCUCUACGACUGUCCCACCGACCUAGCUGGCAAUGAAUGUGAGGCUUACCUGCGGUCGACAUUUCUCUCCAAACGAGACUUCCGAGGCUUUCUCCGGGGAGCGCUUAGAUGCGAUCUGGCAAAGCACAGAGGCUUCUUGGUUGCUUACGCAGUAAGCCGAAACGGGCUUCGCAUGUUUGACUUGGAGGACACGGUGGAAGCUUUGGGGUACGAUCCAGUUGAUGACGCGGAAGACUACUACAGCAGCGCCCCACUGCGGCCGCUGCCACGCACGCGCUCCGGACCACCUCUGCUGGUCAUGGCAGCAGCAUCGGUUGUGGUAGCUGCGCUCUGGCGACGUUACCGCUGA
Messenger RNA from Symbiodinium pilosum, 531 nucleotides. Lineage: Eukaryota; Dinophyceae; Suessiales; Symbiodiniaceae. The record is from the annotation of a GenBank genome assembly.